UAGACGCGUUCCCUGACGUUACGAGGGCGGUACGAAUACAGUAAAAAAAAGAGAUACCCGGAUAAAUCGGACGAUUCGCGAACUAGAGCUCAGUGAAAGGGAGAGAAGAAUUCUCAUUAAAGCUUCUUCAAGAGUGAAAGUUAAUUAUUGUGUGUGUCGCACUGAUCAGUGAAGUUCUCUGAGCUCCCACAGGCGUGGUCUUGGGAGUUUGCAAUUAAAGUAGUUAAUUGUUUGUGAAAGAUUUAAUAAGUGAGCUGCCAGUGGCCGACCUUGGCAGUGUUAAAUAUAGAUCUUAGGAUAAGCAUAAUGCACGGUGUUUGGCUUUGUUUUUGGCUUUGCCUUGGCCUAGCCUGGGCCAGUCCACAGCUCAAUCUGCCCACACCACAGCCAGAGAUCUUCUACAAUGGCUACACCCCCAAUGUGGCCACAACGCCCGCCCAGCUGAGGGCAGAUCGCAAUCGCGAUCAACGCUAUGGGCCGCCCUAUGCAGACGAAGGCGGUGGCGGGGGCAGCGCGGGCAACGCAGAUGACGGAUCGGAUGACUUUAGGUACGGCCAGACCUAUGACGAGCGCAUGAGGAUUGGCGGCUAUGCCUACCCCACGCCCGGUGUUAACUUCAGCGACCGCGCUGACUCACCCUUCAGUGGGGAUGCUAAUCAGUAUGCCAAUCACAACUACGGACCGAUCUCCAGCACCACCGAUCGCAACGCUGGCAACGAUGGCCGACACGCGGACGCUCCCUACUCCUCGCCAGGAAACAGAAACUUCAACCCAAACCAAAACCCCAAUGAUCAGUACAAUUAUAACAACAAUCCCAAUGUGGAGUUCGUGAACAAUCGCAAUCGAUUCGAGAACCCAUUCCUGUCCAAUCAGGACCGCUUCAACCUCAAUCAGGGUUACCAGGAGCGUCAGCGCUACCAGCAGGAUCGUCGCUACCAGCAGGAGUUGGAGAAGCUGCGCAACCUCUUGGUGGAGACCGAUCAGAAGGGCUCCCUGGAGUGCACGGCAAACGUGGCGGCCCAGUGGAAUUUCGAGACAAACGUAAACGAUUUUACACAAACGGAAGCGCUCAAUGCUCAACAACGUUAUGUGGAGUUCCAGCGAAUCACGGCGGAUCAGUCGAAGCGCAUAAACAAGGACCUCAUCUUUGAUCGUCGCCUCUACAGACAAUUAAUGCUGCAGUCUGAAGUGGGCCCCAAUGCUCUGCCCUUGGACGUUUUGGAUAGGUACAAUCGGCUGUUGAAUGAAAUGCUCUUUCUGUACAACAGCGCCAGUGUUUGCGCCUAUCAGCAGCCGUUCCAGUGCGAUCUGCACUAUAUACCGCACCUCAAGGACAUCAUGGCCAAGAGCAGGGACUGGGAUGAGCUGCAGCACACGUGGGUGGAGUAUCACCGAAAAGCAGGACGCGGCAUGCGCGACGACUACGAGCAGCUCAUUGACGUAAUGCAGGAGGUGGCCUAUGUGAAUAAUGUAACCAAUGGUGGCGAGUACUGGUAUCUGGCCUACGAAUCGGGAAACUUUCGCCAGGACAUGGACAUUGUGUGGGAGCAAAUCCGACCGCUGUAUGAAGCUCUGCAUGCGUAUGUACGAAGGAAGCUCAGGGAUUACUAUGGACCGGAUCGCAUUAACCGCAUAGCACCCAUUCCGUCUCACAUUCUGGGCAACAUGUUCGGGCAGUCGUGGUCAAAUGUCCUCGACAUACUCAUACCGUAUCCAGGCCGCAAGCUAAUUGAUGUCACACCCCGCAUGGUGGAGCAGGGAUACACCCCGCAGCUGAUGUUCCAGCUGGCCGAGGAGUUCUUCACCUCCAUCAACAUGUCCGCCGUUGGUCCGGAGUUCUAUCAGAACUCUGUGCUGGAGCAGCCACUGGACAGAAGGGUGCUCUGCGAACCCUCCGCCUGGGAUUUCUGCAAUCGUCACGAUUUCCGGGUCAAAAUCUGCACCGACAUCAACCAGCGGAGUCUGAUCAGCGUGCACCACGAGAUGGCACACAUUCAGUACUUCCUUCAGUAUCGCCAUCUGCCUAAGAUCUUUCGGAACGGGGCCAAUCCGGCCUUCCAUCAGGCUGUGGGCGAUGCCAUUGGGCUGUCCGUGUCCACGCCAAAGCACUUGCAGACAUUGGGCCUGCUCCAACGAUCCCUGGAUGAGUCUAGCUACGACAUCAACUACCUCUUCACCAUGGCCAUAGAUAAGGUGGCCUUUCUACCCUUUGCUUUGUCCUUGGAUAACUGGCGCUACGACAUUUUCAGCGGGAAUGCGAACAAGCGAACGAUGAACUGCCACUACUGGAACAUGCGUGAAAAGUAUUCGGGUAUCAAGCCACCUGUUUUGCGCUCAGAGAAGGACUUUGACUUGGGUGCCAAGUACCACAUUCCAGCAAAUAUUCCGUACAUCAAAUACUUUUUCUCCACGGUGCUGCAGUUCCAGCUGUACCGGGGCAUGUGCCGCGAGGCGGGGCAGUAUGUUCCCGGCGAUCCCAGGAAGCCGUUGCACAAAUGCGACAUUUACCGCCAGCCGGCAGCUGGCAAUAUGCUUAAAAAACUAAUGGCCAAGGGCGCCUCCCAGCCAUGGCAAGAGGUGCUUGAGGAGACCCUGGGCGAGGGCCGCUUGGACGGCAGCGCCCUGCGUGAAUACUUUGCUCCCCUCGAGGAAUGGCUGCGCCUGGAGAACCUGCGAACAAAUGAAUACGUUGGCUGGAACUACGAUGGAGACUACUGCAAGCGAAGCAUUGAGACAGCUGGUCUUCAGGUCUAUGGAGGUUACUACAACGGCGCCAAUCAUGGAACAACUCUGAACAUGCUGAUCCUCCUAAUUUGUUCUUAUUUAAGCCUUCGUUUUAGCUAAAAAGUCUAGAAAGUUAGCUAACAGGCAAACAAAAUGUUCUAGUUAUACACAACUACACAGCAACUUCCGCCUAUUCAAGUCGCACCCAUAGCUAUAGCUAUAUCCAUAACCAAGUUGAACUUGAAUCAAUGCCAAAAAAAAUACAUAAUUCUAAAAUAAAAUUAAAAACAAACACAAAAAAUAAAACGCAAAUCUGACAAAUUGCCAGACCGGCGGCACCCUAAAAAUUGCAACGGAAC
Messenger RNA from Drosophila subobscura, 3083 nucleotides. RefSeq names its product angiotensin-converting enzyme (gene Ance-3). Gene Ontology annotation, biological process: proteolysis. Gene Ontology annotation, molecular function: peptidyl-dipeptidase activity; metallopeptidase activity. NCBI's taxonomy places the organism in Eukaryota, Metazoa, Arthropoda, Insecta, Diptera, Drosophilidae. The transcript is spliced from 9 exons. Gene Ontology annotation, cellular component: plasma membrane. The record is from RefSeq and is a predicted model, not a curated record. The coding region runs from base 307 to 2844 and encodes 845 amino acids.